Cololabis saira (Pacific saury) is the source of this 2449-nucleotide messenger RNA. RefSeq names its product aldehyde dehydrogenase 8 family, member A1 (gene aldh8a1). Lineage: Eukaryota; Metazoa; Chordata; Actinopteri; Beloniformes; Belonidae. The record is from RefSeq and is a predicted model, not a curated record. The transcript has 7 exons. Gene Ontology annotation, molecular function: retinal dehydrogenase (NAD+) activity. Gene Ontology annotation, biological process: retinoic acid metabolic process. Bases 304 to 1776 code for a protein of 490 amino acids.
CUAAUUAUCACAAGUCUCAAAUGUAACAAAAUAAUGAAAUCCCACUGAAUCCCAGCAUGGAUUUACGACAUGUUUAUAACUGAGUUAUUACUGGUGUUAAGCAAGCCACCAUCGUGGUCUGGAGGGAUAAUGAUUAGUCAGUGUUGCAGCUGCAGUGUUGUAUAAUGACAGAGGAGGCCACAGUGGGAAGAUCGGUGCAAGAACUGCCCCACUUCUCUUCACCUGUGUGUUACGGGCAGCAGUCUUCUGUCAGUUUCCCAGUUUGUUCUGUACAGAGUUUGGAAGAAUUACUUGACUGCAGCCAUGCAGAAAAGCUCAGCGCCACGCUCGUAUCUGGUUCUGGAGAAUUACAUUGGAGGGAAGUUUGUUUCUUGCCAGAAUCACAUCGACUCCUACGACCCGUCCACCGGGGAGGUCUACUGCAAAGUCCCUGACAGCGGCAAGGAAGAGGUGGAUGCGGCGGUGGAAGCGGCUAAAGAAGCCUUCCCAGACUGGUCAGCGCGCAGCCCACAGCAGAGAGCAGAUAUCCUCAAUAAGCUGGCCGAUCUGAUUGAGGCCAGUGUGGAGGAGUUUGCCCAAGCUGAGUCCAGAGACCAAGGUAAAACCGUAACUUUCGCCCGGACUGUGGAUAUUCCUCGAUCUGCGUACAACUUCCGUUUCUUUGCAUCGUCUGUGCUUUAUCACACCAACGACUGCACCCAGAUGGACCACAUGGGCUGCCUGAACUACACCAUCCGCUGUCCAGUGGGAGUGGCUGGUUUGAUCAGCCCCUGGAACCUCCCACUAUACCUCCUAACAUGGAAGAUUGCACCUGCGAUUGCAUCAGGCAACACAGUAGUGGCCAAGCCCAGUGAGAUGACGUCCGUGACUGCGUGGAUGAUGUGCAAGUUGGUGGAGAAAGCUGGUGUCCCUCCAGGUGUGGUCAACAUAGUCUUUGGCACUGGCCCAAAAGCAGGUGACGCACUUGUUGGCCAUCCAGAUGUCCCACUGAUAUCCUUCACUGGCUCGACAGCAACUGCCACACACAUCACAGAGCGCAGCGCCCCCCACUGUAAAAAGCUCUCCUUGGAGCUGGGAGGUAAAAACCCAGCAAUUAUUUUUGCUGAUGCAGACCUGGACCAAUGCAUCCAGACCACGGUUCGCUCCAGUUUUUCCAAUCAGGGAGAAAUUUGCUUGUGUACUAGUAGGAUUUACGUAGAGAGGAGUAUUUACUCUGAGUUCCUGGAAAGAUUUGUGGCUGCUGCAAAAAAGUGGAAGACUGGCACUCCCUCUGACCCCAGCAACAGUAAUGGAGCACUCAUCAGCAAAGAGCACCUCGAGAAGGUCCGGAGCUUUGUAGCACUUGCCAGAUCAGAAGGGGGCAUCAUCCACUGUGGAGAGGGAGUUCAUGAGCUGGACCUUCCUCAGCGCAACAAGUCCGGCUACUUCAUGCCUGCCACAGUCAUCUCAGCCAUAUCUGACAGCUCACGUGUCAUGCAGGAGGAAAUCUUUGGUCCCGUCACCUGUGUCAGCCUCUUUGACACUGAAGAUGAAGCUGUUUCCAAGGGCAACUGCGUGCGUUAUGGCCUGGCUGCCACUGUGUGGUCCCGUGAUGUGGGGAAGAUUCACCGAAUGGCCAAUCGGCUACAAGCUGGACUGGUGUGGGCCAACUGCUGGCUGGUCAGAGAUCUGAAUCUGCCUUUUGGGGGGAUGAAAAACUCUGGUGUUGGGAGGGAGGGCGGGAAGGAUUCCUAUCACUUCUUCACAGAGGUGAAGAGCAUCACUGUCAAACACUGAUGGUAUAAAGUAGAGUGGUACUACUAACAAGUUUAUUUUCUUUUUGAAGGAUUGUACACAGAUGUAGGACAACAUUUUCCCCUUUAUCAAUCACUAAUCUCUGUCAUGUCUUGUGAAUUUUAACAUCAAAUUUCUCCUUUACCCCUCUGGGAUUGUUAGACUGCAAACUGUUCUUAAAUCCUGUCACUUAAAAGUCAUGAUAGAAUAAGACAAAUAUCUUAAAUACACCCUAUUAGCAAUAUUACUUCUCAGCACAUCGGAGCAUGGACAGUAGAUCUGUUGUGUUGACAUCAGAGUCACUGACAAUACUGUACUGAGUACUUUGGUCUGAUAUGUUUUAGCACUUUGUUCCACUAGAAGUCCACUCUGUUGUGUUUUACACUAUGAACUGAUGCAUGAACGCUCUUCUGAUAUGCUGCCCCCUGUGGUCAGAUGUGGAAUUGUUACAUACAGUGGCUUUAACUAAGAGGUGUGUUUAAUUAAGUGAAAUAAGUUUUACUUCUAUAAUUUUUUUAUUUUUAUUUUUUGUAACUUGUUACCAUCUUACCUUGUAAAAUAAUUCAUUAAUUCAUGCUUGUAUCACCAUCCAUUAACACUGAGCAGUUGUAUGGGUGUAAAUACUGUGUGUCAAGACUUAUGACAAAAUAAAAUAAAAAAUCUUUUUGCAAGUUUA